Messenger RNA from Mesocricetus auratus (golden hamster), 1175 nucleotides. Its product is annotated as HAUS augmin-like complex subunit 8. The record is from RefSeq and is a predicted model, not a curated record. NCBI's taxonomy places the organism in Eukaryota, Metazoa, Chordata, Mammalia, Rodentia, Cricetidae.
CCUGCCACUGGUGCCCACAAGACAAAAGGAAGGAGAGCGCAAGGGGGAAGAGUGGUUGAGUCCAGAUACCUGGAGUAUGAGAAGAGAACUAAGAAGGCUUCUGUAUCAGCUGGAGGGAAGCUGCCUGAGGGAAAGAAAGCCAGCACAUUGCCAAGGAGCAAAGAAGACAGCCAGGUGACAGGAAGAGGAGACCUGCAGUCCACCGUGCUGAAGGGACAUGACAAGGCUCCACCCGACCUAGACCCCUCAGUCAUCAACGACAAAAGUGUGUUCAGGAAGCCUCCCCAGCUAGACAGGACAAUGUCGAAGGAAGCCGACUUGUCUACCACUCUCCAGAAGAAAAGAACCCUUCACAAGAGGAGACGGGAUCUCCAGAAGACCCUGGACGUGAUGGAGUCGCAGACCCUGCUGCUGACCCUGCUGUCUGUGAAGAUGGAGAACAACCUGGCUCUGCUGGAGGAGAAGGCUGGGAGGAACUUGGCCGCCAUGUGCUGUGAGAAGGAGAGGCUGCAGCGGCGGGUGCUGGAGCUGCGGCGCCAGCUGCUACUCCAGCAGAAACAUCAGGAGCUGACUGCCAUGCUGGAUGCCCAGAUAGAGCUGCUGAGCCCUUUCCAGGCCGUGGCAGAGCGAUUCAAGGAACAAUACAAGACACUGGCCACAGCCCUGGAUACCACUCAACACGAGCUGCCCAUGCAGGCCAUCCACGUGCCGGGAAGCGGGCAGGAGCUCCUAGAUGAUCUGCAGCCGGCCCUGAGGACCACCCUGCAGCUCCUGGGCGAGCUGGGCAUCUGCUCCCCGGAUACCAGUGUACAGGAGCCGUGCCUGCUGGAGGAGCUCAGGAACUUGACCAUGAGGAAAGACCUGGAGCUCCGCAGGAUCGUUGACCAGGUGAUAGAACUUUCCUCCCAGGCCAGCAAAGAAGUCGCCUUGAUAAACCAGGAAGUCUGGGAAGAGGGGCCCGGGCACCCCCAUCUGAAGCCAGUGGUACUUCAGUCCAGAUGUCCUCAGGGGCCAUGGUCCCCUCAGCGCAGGACUGAUCCCAGUGCAGGCCUGGCCCUUGAGCGGCUCCAGGCAGCCCGUCCUGCUGUUUUGUGGAUAUUUCCCAGCUGCCUUUUCGGCCGUUGACGUUCCCUCCGUGCCUUGUUCAAAGACUGAAGGAAAGUUCCGGUGAUGCA